AUGGGGACGGCCGCCCUGGCGCUGCUGCUGGCGCUGCUGCUGCUGACGGCGGCGGCGGUGCUGCUGAGCCCGCGGCUCCGGUUCCGGGCCAAGAUCAGCAGCUACUGCGCGCUCUGCGUGGUGGUUUCGGCCCUCACCAGCCUGGUCUGCCUGCUCUGGAACGGCGGGCGCACCGUCCGCAACAUGACGAUAAUCAAAAACGUGGUCCGCAGCUUCAAGUACCUCUAUGGUCUGAGGUUUGAAGUGAAGGGUCUGGAGAACUUCGAGAUCGAAGGUCCCUGUGUCAUCGUUUCGAACCACCAAAGCAUCCUGGAUAUGAUGGGGCUGAUGGAAAUCCUUCCGGAGCGCUGUGUCCAGAUUGCCAAGAGGGAGGUGUUGUUCAUGGGGCCCGUGGGGCUGGUCACUUACCUCGGCGGGGUCAUCUACAUCAACCGGAAGAGAACCGGCACGGCCAAAUCCGUGAUGUCCGAAGUCAGCCAGGCCAUGACCAGCGACAACCUCAAGGUCUGGAUCUACCCCGAGGGAACACGGAACAUGAACGGGGACCUUUUGCCAUUCAAGAAGGGUGCUUUUCACCUCGCAGUCCAGACCCAGGUUCCAAUCAUUCCUGUGGUCUAUUCCUCCUUUUCUUCAUUUUACAACCCGGAAAAGAAUAUGUUUACAUCAGGCAAAAUCCAGGUGGAGAUCUUUCCGCCCAUCUCAACGAAGGACCUGACCUCCGAGGAUGUUGAUGAGCUCACCAAGCAGUGCUAUACCACCAUGAGGGAGAACUUCCGCAGGUUGUCGGGAAAGAGCCGAGAAGCCAAUGGAGAAGCCUCCACCCUUGGGCAGUAG
This is a messenger RNA of Protobothrops mucrosquamatus (brown spotted pit viper), 834 nucleotides long. It is a transcript of the gene AGPAT2, whose product is annotated as 1-acylglycerol-3-phosphate O-acyltransferase 2. Gene Ontology annotation, cellular component: endoplasmic reticulum; membrane. Bases 1 to 834 code for a protein of 277 amino acids. The record is from RefSeq and is a predicted model, not a curated record. Gene Ontology annotation, molecular function: 1-acylglycerol-3-phosphate O-acyltransferase activity. The transcript has 6 exons. Lineage: Eukaryota; Metazoa; Chordata; Lepidosauria; Squamata; Viperidae. Gene Ontology annotation, biological process: phosphatidic acid biosynthetic process.